This is a messenger RNA of Suillus subalutaceus, 507 nucleotides long. RefSeq lists its product as uncharacterized. The transcript has a single exon. The annotation marks the transcript as partial. NCBI's taxonomy places the organism in Eukaryota, Fungi, Basidiomycota, Agaricomycetes, Boletales, Suillaceae. The record is from RefSeq and is a predicted model, not a curated record.
UUUGCACCAUUCCUUAAUGCCACUGUUUUUCAGCUCAUGACAUGGUUUUACAACUCGUCGAUCUCGAAAUCACUGCAAGAUCUCAAUCGUUUAGUCAACGAUGUCAUUUUAGCGGACAAUUUCUGCCGAGAGGAUUUGCUAGAUUUUAAUGCAUCUAGGGAGGCAUCACAUCUUGAGAAGGCCCAACAUGACCCUGCGUCCUCAAUAUUCUCCUCCGAUGAAUGGCACGAGACCUCAGUGAAGAUCCAACUUCCGUGCGAAAAAGAGAAGUUCUCUUCUGAAGAUUGUGCGCCUGAAUUUGGAGUUAAUGGGCUUUAUUACCGCAAGCCAUUGGAAGUGCUCAAAUCUGCAUACCAGGAGGUUGCAGCGAAGACAUUUCACACAAAGCCAUACAAACUAUUCUGGCAGCCUGACGACGACAAACCUCCAGAGAGAAUCAUUACUGAGCUGUAUAUGUCUGACACCAUGCUUCAAGAGCAUGAGAAACUCAACUCGCAGCCAAAUUAG